Messenger RNA from Hemibagrus wyckioides, 2941 nucleotides. RefSeq names its product GDNF-inducible zinc finger protein 1 (gene gzf1). The transcript is spliced from 6 exons. Gene Ontology annotation, molecular function: protein binding. Gene Ontology annotation, biological process: regulation of cytokine production; regulation of immune system process; negative regulation of transcription by RNA polymerase II. Bases 149 to 2557 code for a protein of 802 amino acids. Lineage: Eukaryota; Metazoa; Chordata; Actinopteri; Siluriformes; Bagridae. The record is from RefSeq and is a predicted model, not a curated record.
GAUGGGACUACAAUUCCCGUGCUCCGUCUCCAACAUGGCGGACUGAGAGCUGGGUGCGAUUUCUACAGGAAAUACUUUCUCAUACACAGCGUAUGUUUGUACAGGGCUGCCAUUUUACCGAGCUUACGGAAAGCACAACACAGGAAAAAUGAAAGAUCAAGUGGUUCAGCUCAUAUCCAGCUCAUACCAUGAGCAUUUACUUGGGGCAAUGUGGAAAUUAAGAGUCAAAGGGAACCUGUGUGAUCUCACAGUGCAAGUGGAUUUUCAUGGGGAACUGGAAGAAUUUACAGCCCAUCAAAUAGUCCUUGCCGCAUCUAGUGGCUAUUUUAAGACCCUCCUCUUAGCAGAGGAGCGAGUGGAAAAAAUAUUCUUAAAUACCAUUUCACCCGAGGUCUUUACCAAAUUCUUAGAGUAUGUGUAUUCUGGAAAAAUGGAAGUUGAGGAGAGCUGCCUCGACAACAUAUUAAAGAUGGCGAAGCUUCUUGACUGCCAAGACCUUGUAGAAACUUGCAACACCAAACUUCUGGCUCAUAAUUCUGAAAGUGCCCUAGCUAGCAAAGGCAAAUUACUGAAGGAGAGGUCAAAAAAGGCUGUAAAGAGAGCACUAGAUAAAAGGAAAAAGCUCAAAAUUACACUGAAAACCAUAAGCACUGAAAGAGGGGACAAAAUACUGCUACAGGGCAGGAGGAGCAGCAGGUUAGCCGGCCGACGAGUCGUUGUAGACUUCAACAAGAAGAAGCCGUACCAGAAAGCAGCAUCUCCACCUGAGGCUUCUGAUGCUUUUUUGCUUCAAGACAAAUCAGAGGCAACAGAAGGUGCUUCACAAGUGGUCGGAGAAACAGAAUCGGACGUUACCACUGAGCCAGUUUUACACCAGAAGGAGGCUGUCACUGACAGUGGCUCUGAAUCACCAUACACUUUCAACCGUGACGUGUCGGAAGAAGAGUUUCAAGAAUCUGACGUACCACCUGCUGUCAUCGAAGGAACCGAAGCAGCUGAAAAGGAAUGCAAGCCAGUCGGCUCGAAAUACAAUUGUGACAUGUGCUUCCGUUCAUUUCGCUAUGAGAAAAGCUACUUGAAGCAUGUUAAGGUUAGUCAUGGACUCCAAGCUGACACGACUUACCGCUGCAGCGUCUGUCAGCAGACCUUCGCCAACCGCUGCAACCUGAAGAUUCACGAGCGGCACGUGCACAGUGACGAGCGUCUCUUUCUUUGCGGCAUGUGUGGUAAGGCCUUCAAGCGCAAGAAGGAUGUCACGAGGCACAUGAGGCAGGUGCAUGAGGGUGGAACCGAGCGACACCACUGCCCAAUCUGUGGCAAAUCUCUGAGUUCGAGGACGGCUCUCAACCUGCACGAGAGGACGCACACGGGGGACAAACCCUACAGCUGUGAUGAGUGUGGAGCUCGCUUCUCCCAGAGCUCAGCACUCAAGACACAUCAGAGGAUCCACACUGGUGAGAAGCCUUUUGCUUGUGACCUGUGUGAUGCCAGGUUUACCCAGAACCACAUGCUGGCUUAUCAUAAGCGAUCCCAUACAGGGGAGAAACCCUAUAUGUGUGAAAAUUGUGGGAAAAGCUUUGCCUCUAAAGAAUACCUGAAACACCAUGCAAGAAUCCAUUCAGGCUUGAAGCCAUAUAAGUGCGAAAACUGUGGAAGAGCAUUUGCACAGCGGAACUCUCUCCAUCAGCAUAUGAAAAUUCACACAGGUGAGAGGCCUUACCACUGUAAAGACUGUGAUAAGCAGUUCACUCAGCUCAAUGCUCUUCAGAGGCAUCAGAGGAUCCACACGGGAGAGAAACCGUACAUGUGCAGCAUGUGUGGCCGAACAUUUACAGACAAAUCUACUGUCCGCCGACACACUUUGACCCAUGAUAAAGAUACACCUUGGAAGAAUUACCUUGUUGUGUUGGAGGGUAAUGUAGAGGAACGUGUUAAAAAGGCAAAAGGUUCAUCUGUAAGGAAGGACAAGGCAGCAGUGAAUGCAGAUGAACAUCAGGCAGCGGAGGAUCAGACUGAGGUUAAAACACAGGAGACGGUGUCUAUACCAGAGGAGCCAGUGACUAUCUCUGGAGACUGGGCUGACCCUGGCACCAUCGCUGUGGUUAGUCAUGGAACACUGGCCAAUCUGACUGUUAUCCAGACAGAGGUGCCACCUGGUACACAGCUGCAGCCCAUCGUCACUGGAAACGGAGCCAGCGUCAUUUCACUAGAGAGUUCCACUGUUGGUAUCCCUGUUGCUCUGCCCUUCUCCAUUCCUAUCUCUGUUGCACAUUCCAUCUCUGGCUCAGCCUCACUGACCGGCACAGUCGCUUUCAGUGAGGCAGCCACUGUUUCUGAUGCCAUCUUGGCUCCAGCAACCUCCGCAGCACCUGUAGCCACAGUCACAGAAGGCAUUCUCUCUCCAGUUGAAGUCACUUUGUCUACAACUAGCGAAUGUGUUACAACACAGUCAGAGGAGGAGCAGAUUGAGGAGGCACAGCAGUCAGAUUUACACCAGACUGAGCAUGUGCAGAACACAGAAACAGUAGAGGCCAUGGAGAUCUCUACAGUAGAGUAGUUUUAAAGGCUUUUUAGUGGGUCUUGCUUAUACACUGUAUCAGUUGGGGAUUCUUCUAUUUAAUGUGAAUAUAGCAAUGGCUGUUGUAUAAGAAACUAUAAAUAAUAUUACUCAGAGGAAAGAUUCCAUUUCUGUUCACAGGACCGCUGAGUGGUUUCUUUAGGGGAUCAAUGCUUAGAAAGUAGAACUAUUUAUAUUGCACAAUAAGAAUGGGGAUAUUAAAACAAAAUAAUUGUUUGAGAUUUGUGUUGUGUGGUUUAAAGAUCUUGUUCUGGUAGGAAACAUUACCAUAUUUUUUUUUUUUUUUUAAAUGAAAAAAUAUACAUAUAGCAGUCAAUCAUGUUGUAUAACCAGUGGACAAAUAUAUUAAUCAUUUGGAAAUUA